AUGAAUGUGUUGUCUCAUUUGCUUAAUGUUGCUGCUUGUAAUGGCCUAAUCCGGUUCCAUCCUAAAUGCAAACAUGUCUCCCUCACCCAUCUUAGUUUUGCUGACGACUUGCUUAUUUUCUCUCAUGGUGAUGAGAGCUCUAUUUUGGGUGUUGUUGGGGUUUUGGAGGUUUUCUAUGAGUUGUCUGGUCUUCAGCUUAAUGCUGGCAAAUCUGAAAUGUUUGUUUGUGGGGUGCAAAAUGAUAUUUUAAGUAGGAUGCUGGCAGUAACUGGAUUUAAAUUGGGAAGACUCCCUGUUAGGUACCUUGGGGUACCUUUAGUCACUAGAAAAUUAGCUGUCAAGGAUUGCAUUCCUUUGAUUGAUAAUAUUAGAAGUAAACUGAACAUAUGGUCUAAAUUGAAGCUGAACUAUGGUGGUAGGUUGCAGCUUAUUCAACCUGUUCUUUUUAGUAUUUCAAAUUAUUGGUGUAGGCAUCUGGUUUUGCCAAAUGAGGUAAUUAGGCAGGUUGAGCAGCUUUGCAUGAGAUUCUUUUGGAAGGGUGGUGACAUUCCUGCUAGGGGGGCUAGAGUGAGCUGA
Molecule: messenger RNA, 576 nt
Organism: Hibiscus syriacus
Lineage: Eukaryota; Viridiplantae; Streptophyta; Magnoliopsida; Malvales; Malvaceae
Exons: 1
Coding region: 1-576 (191 amino acids)
Source: RefSeq, a predicted model, not a curated record